Perkinsus marinus ATCC 50983 is the source of this 1151-nucleotide messenger RNA. Its product is annotated as glutamate dehydrogenase, putative. Gene Ontology annotation, biological process: L-glutamate catabolic process. Gene Ontology annotation, molecular function: L-glutamate dehydrogenase (NAD+) activity. The annotation marks the transcript as partial. Gene Ontology annotation, cellular component: mitochondrion. The record is from RefSeq and is a predicted model, not a curated record. Lineage: Eukaryota; Perkinsozoa; Perkinsida; Perkinsidae. The transcript has a single exon.
GUUGAUGAUCAGGUUGGAUCUCGCUUCGAUGCGAAGAUCUUGAAGACUCUGUUGAAGCUCAGCGCUCAUCUUCAGAUGACAAACUUCUUCAAGGCUGGUACAGCCUCGGCUAUUGCAAUGAGGUUUGAUGGUGAGGUCCUGGCUGAUCGUCCGAGGACUCUCUUCUCCAGGAUUCCUUAUGCUGUCUAUCUUGUCGUCGGCAGGAGCUUCUAUGGCUUCCACAUCCGAUUCACUGAGAUCGCUCGUGGUGGUAUCAGACUCAUCUUAUCCAGGAACAGACAGGUCUACAAGAAGAACUGCGCUACUUUGUUGGAGGAGAACUACAACUUGGCCUUUACUCAGCAGCUGAAGAACAAGGAUAUCCCUGAGGGCGGAUCGAAGGGUACCAUCCUCAUGGAUAUGGAUUCUCAGAACUUGAACACCAGUGGUCGUGAUGCUUUCAAUAGCUAUGUUGAUGCUCUCCUCGAUUGCAUCCUGGCCAAGGAGACCGGCCUCUAUUCUAACCUCUCCAAGCCUGAGAUGCUCUUCUUCGGUCCCGAUGAGAAUACUGCUGGAUUCAUGAAGUUGGGUGCUUUGAGAGCCAAGGCUCGUGGUUACAAAUACUGGAAGUCUUUGACUACCGGUAAGUCCGCUGUCCUUGGUGGCAUCCCCCAUGACAAGUACGCCAUGACAACAAACUCCAUUCAUCCUUACGCUACCGAGCUUCUGAACAAGUUGGGUGUUGAGGAGUCUAAGCUCACCAAGGUCAUGUCCGGUGGCCCCGAUGGUGAUCUUGGUUCUAACGAGAUUCUCAUCUCCAAGGAUAAGACCAUUGCUAUCUGUGAUGGUACUGGUGUUGCUUAUGAUCCUCAAGGAUUGAACAGAGAGGAGCUCACUCGUCUUGCUCAUCUCAGAGUUGGUGUUGCUAACUUCUCUCGUGAUAAGUUGUCAAGUGAUCCGAAGGCAUUCUUGGUCACUAUUGACGAUAAGGAUGUAACUCUUCCGAAUGGUGAUCAUUUCAAGUCCGGUGUUGAGGUCCGGAAUCACUUCCCUGAAAUGGAGUACUUCUCCGCUGAUCUCUUCAUCCCUUGUGGUGGCCGCCCUGGUACUAUUAACAUUGGUAAUGUUGAUAAGACCAUGUUCAAUCCUGAGACUAAGGAGCUCAAGUUCAA